AUGAAGCUCCUGGGCCUCGUUGCAUUGUUUUACUAUGUCACUCCCUCUAGCUGCUGGCCUGAAAUCAAAGACCAAGUCAGUCUGCAAUGGUCGAUCUGCGAUGCGAAUCCUUACACCGUGUUGACGAAGCUGGGCGUCGCUGCCCGCGAUCCAGAUAAACUGGACCCGAUAACCUACUAUGAUACCUCUCCCCCGCUGUACACGCCCCAGGGACUCAUGUUCCGAACUAAAUUUCGUGGUGGCCAAGAGAUCUCGAUCGUGAAGGUGCAGUUGGCGACACCUGGUUCUCAUAUGCGCCACCACGCGAACGUGUGUCGGUGGGAUCGAUACGGCAAUAAGACGACCUUUAUUUGCAAGAGACAAAAUUCCCUAAAGGGAACUAAUCUCUGGAGUGCAAAGCAAAGGCAGUUGGCGGAGGAGUUCCAGAGUGAUAUUACCUGGGAGAAGCUCGUUGGAUACGGUCCGUACCUAAAUUCUAAAUGGAAGGCGCUACGCCUGGCGGGAUACGGGGCUGUCCUAGACGAUGUGGCUGCCCAGUCCCUGCACCUUAUGGAGCUAGAAGUCAAGGUACAUCGGGCGGAGAAGAACAGGGUCUAUCAGGCUAUUACGGAGCAUCUUUACGGGCGAGGAGUGGAGAUAUGUGCCCGACAGGAGUCUAAGACUAUGCGGUUGUUCCGCGCGAUGGGCUACUUCGCGACGCAGAACGAGUCUCAGGAUGUGUAUACUCACGAUCUCUAA
Messenger RNA from Penicillium cataractarum, 738 nucleotides. RefSeq lists its product as uncharacterized. The record is from RefSeq and is a predicted model, not a curated record. Bases 1 to 738 code for a protein of 245 amino acids. Lineage: Eukaryota; Fungi; Ascomycota; Eurotiomycetes; Eurotiales; Aspergillaceae. The transcript has a single exon.